Xylona heveae TC161 is the source of this 1086-nucleotide messenger RNA. RefSeq names its product GroES-like protein. Gene Ontology annotation, molecular function: zinc ion binding; alcohol dehydrogenase (NADP+) activity. The record is from RefSeq and is a predicted model, not a curated record. The transcript has 3 exons. NCBI's taxonomy places the organism in Eukaryota, Fungi, Ascomycota, Xylonomycetes, Xylonales, Xylonaceae. The coding region runs from base 1 to 1086 and encodes 361 amino acids. Gene Ontology annotation, biological process: alcohol metabolic process.
AUGACCGUUGACUACAAGUUCGAAGGCUGGCUCGGCCUUGACGCCAGCGCAGCGGACGGCAAAAUGGUCUGGAAGGAAUUCGAGCCCAAGCCGUGGGAAGAAACCGACAUUGAUAUCAAAAUCACACACUGCGGUAUCUGCGGAUCAGACCUUCACACUCUCCGGAGCGGCUGGGGCCCAACCAACUACCCCUGCUGCGUCGGACACGAAAUCGUCGGUAUCGCCGUCCGCGUUGGAACCCAAGCAGAAGGCAACAUCCAAGUCGGCGACCGCGUCGGUGUCGGCGCACAAGCCGAUUCAUGCCAGGGCCGCGGUUGCGGGUCAUGCAACGAAUGCUCCGCCGGAAAGGAGCAGCACUGCCCUAACGUCUUCGUGGGCACCUACAACGGCGUGCACAUGAACGGAGGCAAAUCGUACGGCGGAUAUGCGCUCUACAACCGCACUCCAUCGCACUUUGUCGUCAAGAUCCCCGACUCGAUCUCCUCCGCCGACGCCGCUGUCAUGCUGUGUGCAGGCGCAACCACAUACACGCCGCUGAAGAACAAUGGCGUCGGUCCCGGCUCACGCGUCGGCGUAGUGGGUGUUGGAGGGCUCGGUCAUUUUGCCAUUCUCUUUGCGCGGGCCCUGGGCGCAGAGAAGGUCGUUGCCAUCUCCCGAAAGGGCGACAAGAAAGCCGAUGCGCUGAGUCACGGCGCAGACGAGUACAUUGCGACAGCAGAGGAUAAAGAGUGGCAGAACAAACAUAAGAGGUCCUUGGAUCUGAUUGUUUCGACGGCUAGUUCUUCAAAGAUGCCAAUGGCAGACUAUCUCAGUCUUCUCCGCGUCGGAGGCAGCCUCGUGCAGCUCGGCAACCCCGAGGACGGGGCUCUGACGCUGCCUAUUCCCGCGUUGAUCAUGAACGGCGUCAAGCUCGGCGGCUCGCUGAUCGGCUCGCCCAGUGAGUUGAGAGAAAUGCUUGCCCUGGCUGCGCAAAAGCAGAUUAAGCCCUGGGUGGAGCAGCGGCCCAUGAAGGACGCCAACCAGGCGAUUCUCGACAUGGAGGCUGGAAAGGCCAAGUAUAGAUAUGUUUUGGUCAAUGAGGAGUAG